Messenger RNA from Verticillium dahliae VdLs.17, 589 nucleotides. RefSeq lists its product as uncharacterized. Gene Ontology annotation, cellular component: TIM23 mitochondrial import inner membrane translocase complex. Gene Ontology annotation, biological process: protein insertion into mitochondrial inner membrane; protein import into mitochondrial matrix. Lineage: Eukaryota; Fungi; Ascomycota; Sordariomycetes; Glomerellales; Plectosphaerellaceae. The coding region runs from base 86 to 415 and encodes 109 amino acids. The transcript is spliced from 5 exons. The record is from RefSeq and is a predicted model, not a curated record.
GCGAGGUCCGUCCGAUUCCACAACAUCAUCUCUGUCCCCAAGACGUAAAAUCUCUCCUACAAAUUCAACCGCCACUAUGCCUCCCAUGCCCUCGAACGCUGGCGGCCACCCUGCCGCCCAAUCCAACCUGGACAAGCUCAAGAUGGGAGCCAUCAUGGGUGGCACUGUCGGUACCAUCAUGGGCUUCAUCUUUGGCACCGUCAGCAUCUUCCGCUACGGCGCUGGACCUAACGGUAUCAUGAGGACCCUGGGCCAGUACAUGCUGGGAUCCGGAUCAACAUUCGGUUUCUUCAUGUCCAUCGGCAGCGUCAUCCGAUCCGACACAUCUCCCAUCGUCGAACAGGCCUACCGUCAGGCGCAGCGGAGGGCCUUCAUCAUGUCCCACCCCGCGAUGCAGCGCCCGAGGUCCGACUAGAUCGAUCGACCGAAACGAGACACACCACGCACAGGCGCGGCAUGUACAUCACCACCCCGCCCUCGAGAAUCCUAUGAUCAUGUUUUUCGGAGGCGUCUGUGUAUACUAGGAGAGAUCUGGGGCCAUAUCACGACUGGAUGAUUAGAGAACCCUGCAAAAAAAGUAUUGCAUCUU